Molecule: messenger RNA, 774 nt
Organism: Spodoptera littoralis (African cotton leafworm)
Lineage: Eukaryota; Metazoa; Arthropoda; Insecta; Lepidoptera; Noctuidae
Source: the annotation of a GenBank genome assembly
AUGUCCCUUUCCUUUAAAACAUGUUCAAUCAAGCUUAAAGCAAAUAAUUCCCAAGUACUUAUGUCUAGACUAGACACGUUUUAUUUGUUAUCGAGUGGAUCUCGCAUUACCACUAUCAACAAUACAACGAUUGGAAAUGCUGAAAACCGUGCAAUUCUCUACGCUUACUGGCUGUCAUCAUGCUCAUGGAGGGUGCGGGCAGCUCUGCAUUUCAAAGGCAUUCCUUUCGAGGAGCGAUCAAUUGAUAUUGUCAAGACGAACCAGCAGAAGACUGAACAGUUUCGAGCCAUCAAUCCUGCGCAGAAAGUACCGGCUCUAGUAAUAGACAAUGUCACAUUGGUGGAGUCGAUGGCUAUCGUGCAGUACCUGGAGGACACUCAUCCUGAACCAGCCCUGACUCCGAAGACACCUGUGCUGAGGGCUAGAAUGAGGGAACUCUGUGAGGUGGUAGUCUCCGGCAUCCAGCCUCUACAGAAUAUCGGUCUGCGAUCCCAUUUCGACACGACAGAACAAUACACGAAAUUCACAAAAUACUGGACGGACCGUGGCUUGAAGACCUUGGAGGAUCUUCUGCAGAAAUCUGCGGGAAAAUAUUGCGUCGGAGACCAGAUCACGUUGGCUGAUUUAUGUCUGGUGCCUCAACUGUACAAUGCUGUCACCAGACACGCUCUGGACAUCAGUAAAUACCCAACAGUUUCGAAGCUAUACGAAAGUUUGUUAAAAGAGAAUGUUUUUAAAGAAACUCACCCUGAAAGUGUGAAAUCGAAAAUGUAA